CCUUUUCGCAACCGGUCCGUCGUAAAUUGGGGCGCAAGUCACCCAAUCAGAAUCCUCGGGGCGUCACCGAGCCAGGCGCGUCGGGCACGGACCAGUCCUCGCCGCGGCCAUUCGCCGGGGCUGGGGGCGGCUGCUCUGCUGAGGGGGGCGAGGGGAGCGUCCGGAACGCGGUGCGAGCCGGGCAGGCCUGGGAGGAUUGAACUACUGCAGAACAGGGACCUGUUGGGUAGGCAAAGUGUUUCCAGCACUUGUACUCCCUUGGGUUCAACCAUGAUUCACAGCCUCUUCCUGAUUAACUCCUCAGGGGAUAUUUUUCUGGAGAAGCACUGGAAAAGUGUUGUCAGCCGCUCUGUUUGUGACUACUUUUUUGAAGCACAGGAGAGGGCUACAGAGGCAGAAAAUGUACCUCCUGUGAUCCCCACGCCUCAUCACUACCUUCUGAAUGUUUAUCGUCAUAAGAUUUUUUUUGUGGCAGUGAUUCAGACAGAAGUGCCACCCCUCUUUGUCAUUGAAUUCUUACAUCGGGUUGUGGACACUUUCCAGGAUUAUUUUGGUGUCUGCUCGGAAGUUGUAAUCAAGGACAAUGUGGUGGUGGUUUAUGAGGUGCUGGAGGAGAUGCUGGACAAUGGAUUCCCAUUGGCUACUGAGUCCAAUAUCCUGAAGGAGCUGAUAAAACCCCCCACCAUAUUGCGAACUGUUGUCAACACCAUUACAGGAAGCACCAAUGUAGGUGACCAGCUCCCUACAGGACAACUAUCAGUGGUGCCAUGGCGACGGACCGGUGUGAAAUACACCAAUAAUGAGGCAUAUUUUGAUGUAAUUGAGGAGAUAGAUGCAAUCAUUGACAAAUCAGGUUCCACAAUUACAGCUGAAAUCCAAGGGGUGAUUGAUGCUUGUGUUAAAUUGACUGGAAUGCCAGACCUCACCCUCUCUUUCAUGAACCCCCGGUUACUUGAUGAUGUCAGCUUCCAUCCAUGUGUCCGUUUCAAGCGCUGGGAAUCAGAGCGGAUCCUCUCUUUCAUCCCACCAGAUGGAAAUUUCCGAUUGCUCUCCUAUCAUGUCAGCGCUCAGAACUUGGUGGCAAUUCCUGUCUAUGUUAAACACAACAUCAGUUUCCGUGACAGCAGCUCAUUGGGACGCUUUGAGAUCACUGUGGGACCCAAACAGACUAUGGGAAAGACUGUAGAGGGGGUGAUGGUCACCAGCCAGAUGCCAAAAGGGGUCUUGAACAUGAGCCUCACCCCCUCACAGGGAAUGCACACCUUUGAUCCAGUUACAAAGUUGCUCUCAUGGGAUGUAGGGAAAAUAAACCCCCAGAAGCUGCCGAAUCUGAAGGGGACUAUGAGCCUUCAAGCUGGCACAUCCAAACCCGAUGAGAAUCCCACUAUCAACCUUCAGUUUAAAAUUCAGCAGCUGGCUAUCUCUGGGCUGAAGGUGAAUCGCCUGGACAUGUAUGGGGAGAAGUACAAACCGUUCAAGGGCAUUAAAUACAUGACCAAGGCUGGCAAGUUCCAAGUCCGAACUUAGAGAGCCCAAGAGUGAGGCAAGAACCACAAGCACUUUCUUAUUUCCUAUGUACCCAGUUGUUGGAUCCAGCCUCUGCCCGCUAUCAACCCCUUGGGGCUGCUCCCUUGCCUUUUUCUAGUUCCUCCAGGGAUGCCAGUACCCAGCGGAUUGGGAAUGGCAUAUACAGGGAAGAGCAGGACUGACCUGAAACCAUCUCAGCUUUAGCUGAGUCUUAAGUUCUCAGGUGGGGUCAAAGGAAAAUAGGAGAAAUGUUCCAGUCCCUUGGGGCUGUGGGCUCAGAUAUGUCAACUCAGUUCUUACCAUCUUCAACCUGCUUGGCAAAGGACACUCUGGAGGCCUACUCCCCUUGUGAGCCCCCUACCAGGCAUUGCUAGGUUGGCUAGCAUUUCUAUGCAGAUCGAACAAGGUUCAGUUAAAGAAGCUGGACUCAAAGUUUAAUGGUUUAGAAUUUGCUCCUUUCCCUAACUGGCGAUUCCUGUUAGAACUGGAAGGAGAGAGAGGAUUAGUCAUGUGAGAAGGGGUCAGUUGGAGAGGCAAAGGGAGAUGGAGGCAUCUCCUUUCCAGAAGUGGGAAGGAGGGAGCAGGAGCCUGUUCAGAAGGUGCACAAGGAGAGUAGGGAGGAAGUUGGAAGAGUGAAUCUGGUUAUCUCUUGCUACACAGAGCUCUCUUGAUCAUUACAUAUCUUGAGCCUCUGAGAAUAGACUGGAAAUUCCCAACUAAACCUAGCCUUAUGCCCUGCCAAGAGCUGACUGGAGCAGGGAUUACCUUGUGAUGUCUGAAGGAUGGGGCUAUCUGAACAUGCUUAUUGUCAUGAGACCCUGCUUCUGUUCUCUAGUCAGUAUUUUGGGGCGGGGGGGUUCUCUUGGUUCCCUUGUUGUGGGUGGGGGGACAGUUGUGUAUAUAAUUAUUUAAGCAUCUGUAUGAAGUGAUGUCUGAUGGCAAUCCUAACUGCUGCUGAAUGAAGAGGAUAGGCUCUGUCCUGGCAAAGUGUGGGGUGAGAGCAAUGCCUCUCUCCCUAUCUGUAACAAUGGCUAUGGUGGUUCUGCUGCUCACUGACGUGUUUGUUUAAGGUCCUGUGUCCUGGUAUCUGUAUGAUGUUCCUGGCAGUAUUACCUGAUUCCACUCCCUGCCUUGUUCUGCUGCUGUGCUGGUAGACUCUAGCCUCUGUUGUCAUUCCUCUGGGGCCAUCUGUCCUACGAGAGACUAUGCCGCAUUUGUUCCCAUUCCAGCCUGUGCUGCAUCUCGCUGCACAGAGUAAAGUAUACAUGGACGGUGUGUAUAUAGCUCCAGGUUGCCCAUCAUGUGCUCUUUGGCCACUGAAAGCCAUAUGUGCUCUUACGGAGCAACAGAACUUACCUGUGGACUACUGUGUAUAUGACUACAUAACCCGGAAAGCUUCCUUGGCUGUGCAGUCAAGCACACAUAACCUGUGUGUGUGUGUGAGACCAAGAGGAGUGACACCUGCUGUGGGAUAACCUACAUUCUGCUCUGAUCUGUGUGUGAUGGAUGUUUGUAAUGGGUGAGUGGUACCUCAUUUUCGAAUUACAGAUUCCUGUGCAACUAAUAUGAAUGCUACUGCAAGGUGGCCUAGGAUCUGAGCAUGCUGAGUGCAAAUGUAACAGUUGUACCAGGGUAUCAAUAAAGGUCAAUUUUACCUGU
Messenger RNA from Mauremys reevesii (Reeves's turtle), 3186 nucleotides. It is a transcript of the gene AP3M2, whose product is annotated as adaptor related protein complex 3 subunit mu 2. Gene Ontology annotation, cellular component: cytoplasmic vesicle; clathrin adaptor complex. The record is from RefSeq and is a predicted model, not a curated record. NCBI's taxonomy places the organism in Eukaryota, Metazoa, Chordata, Testudines, Geoemydidae. The transcript has 9 exons. The coding region runs from base 271 to 1527 and encodes 418 amino acids. Gene Ontology annotation, biological process: endocytosis; intracellular protein transport.